Messenger RNA from Liolophura sinensis, 1905 nucleotides. RefSeq lists its product as uncharacterized. NCBI's taxonomy places the organism in Eukaryota, Metazoa, Mollusca, Polyplacophora, Chitonida, Chitonidae. Gene Ontology annotation, biological process: proteolysis. The transcript is spliced from 3 exons. Gene Ontology annotation, molecular function: aspartic-type endopeptidase activity. Bases 1 to 1905 code for a protein of 634 amino acids. The record is from RefSeq and is a predicted model, not a curated record.
AUGGCCAAGUUCGAACCUCCAGAACCAUUUUCGUUCGACAGACCAACGGAAUGGAUAGAGUGGCGACAAAGGUUCAGUCGCUUCAGACACGCGACAAAACUCCACAAGGAAGAUGGCGACGUUCAAGUUAGUUCGCUGAUCUAUGCAAUGGGAUCACAGUCCGAGGCAAUCUUCAAAUCGUUUGCUCUCAAUGACAAUGACAAGACAGACUAUAACAAAGUUCUGCAGAAAUUUGAUGAACACUUUGUUCCCAAACGAAAUGUGAUUUUCGAGCGCUGCAGGUUCAACAAAUGUGUGCAACAAGACGGUGAAAGUGUUGAAACUUUUGUGCGGAAUUUGUACACGCUAAGCGAACACUGCGACUUUGGUGAUGCCAGAAAUCAAUACAUACGAGACCGACUUGUUAUAGGAUUAUUAGACGGGCAAACAAGCCAGCUACAUCUUGACAAUGGUUAUAAUUUCCUUGGAGCUGUUAAUUGUGUCGACUCACAGGAACCAGCGUGGACUGUCAAUCUUAGAAUUCUCAAUAAAUCGAUUAAAUUCAAGAUUGAUUCUGGAGCAGAUGUGACAAUUAUGUGUGAAACCACAUACAAUUCACUGCAGCCUAGACCAGCUCUCAAACCAGCCAGUGCUAUGUUAAGCAGUCCCGGCGGAAAUCUGACAGUUCGGGGAGAGUUCGAAACCGACAUUAGGCUGAACGACGAGAAAUUUACAGUGAACAUUUUUGUUGUUUCUGGACCUACACAUAACUUGUUGAGCCGUGGAGCAGCAGUUGCCAUGGGAUUAAUCCAACGAUUGGAUGAGAUCAACGACAGUGUAUUCGGUGAUAUUGGACUUAUGAGGUGCGAUCCGGUGAAAAUAAAGCUGAAAGAAAACGUCACACCGUACGCAAUUCAUACUGCGCGACGAAUACCGAUUCCGUUACUACAAAAAGUCGAAGUGGAGUUGAAACGUAUGGAACAGUCAGGUGUCAUCACAAAGGUUGCCGAACCUACAGACUGGUGUGCGCCUAUGGUUCCAGUGGUAAAGCCGAAUGGCAAAGUGCGCAUUUGUGUCGAUCUGCGACAGCUCAAUAAAGCGAUUAAACGCGAGCGAUAUACGUUACCGACAAUUGACGACGUUCUACACAAGAUGGCAAACGCGAAGUACUUUUCGCGACUUGACGCGAGUUCCGGUUUCUAUCAAAUUCCUCUUGACGAUGAAAGCUCAAAACUAACAUGCUUCAUGACGCAUCUCGGACGAUAUGCUUUCCGUAGACUCCCGUUUGGAAUUUCGAGUGCGCCAGAAAUUUUCACGCGCAUCGUUACAGAAUUAUUAGGUGACCUCGAGGGUACCGCAGUCUUCAUGGACGACAUAUUCGUGGGCGGAGAUACUCGCGAAUCCCAUGACAGAAAUUUAAAUAGUGUUUUCGAUAGAGUGCGCGAAGCACAGAUGACGUUAAAUAAGGAGAAAUUUGUGCACUGUCAGACAGAAAUGGACAUAUUAGGCCAUAGACUGGGUGCUGAAGGAAUCAGUCCUCACCCCGACAAGGUCAAGGCGAUCGUGGACUUAAAGCCGCCUAAUGACAUUGUAGAAUUAAGACGCUUUCUCGGCGACACGGUUCGUGUAAAACUAGACAAUGAGAAGGGUUGGGUGACAACGGGAAUUGACACAGAUAAGCUCCCUACACCGCGAUCUUAUAAUAUCGAAACGAGCAGAGGCAAAUACCGUCGUAACCGUAAGCAUUUAAAGCCAGCUCCAGGUAUUACUUACGAGAUGACCCCACCAGAAGUUGACCCACUUGAUGACUACAUGCAGGAAACCCCUAUUGUAGGAAAUCAGCCUCAAGCAAAUCAGCAUAGUGGACGUGAAGUCACGCGCUCUGGACGAGUGGUCCGACCUCCAAAACGUUACGGAUUUGAUUGA